UUGCUCAUAAGUUUGAAGAGAGCUAUAAAAUCUGCCAAGAGAAGUGCUGAACACACAGCCACAACCAGGAGAGGACCAUACGAGACAAGGCUCCACAUGACUGCAGGAUGGAUCACUUGCUGCUGAUCACUCUGUUGUUCUCAGGGAUCUGUGGUGUGUCCUCACGAGUACCACUGCGGUACCACUUUGUGAACGAGAAGAAGACGUGGAUUGAAGCGCAGAAAUAUUGCAGGAACACGUUUACCGACUUGGCCACUGUUGAAGAUAUGGACGACAUGACGGCUGUGAAGAGCACGGUCAAAGAUAGUAAUGACGACGUAAUUUGGAUUGGGCUGACCAAGACUACAGAUUUGUACACUUGGUGGUGGUCACUGCAGGACGGCAGGGCCUACAGUCUGGACAAGACCAACUUCACAUCCUGGGGAAGCAAUGAACCAAAUGAUGUUGGUGGAAAAGAGGAUUGUGCUGCCAUCAUAGAAGACAGUAAAUGGGCUGAUGUCAAAUGCCAAGACAAAACGUUCUUCAUAUGCUAUAAUGAAAGAGACAACCAAAACGAAAGAUAUAUUCUGAUGGAAAAAAAGAAGACAUGGAUAGAAGCUCAAAAGUACUGCAGGAAGAACCACAAAGACCUAGCCAGCGUGAGGAACAAGACUGAGAACGAGAUGGUUAAUGAGAAAGCAGGGGAUAAGAGAGUGUGGAUCGGCUUGUUCAGGGAUGACUGGAAGUGGUCUGACCAAACCAACUCCUCAUUCAGGUUUUGGAGUCCAGGUAUACCUGAUAAUCACGCAGGGAAUGAGGAUUGUGCAGCAACAAAGCGACACGAAGAUUGGGAAUGGGGGGACAGGACGUGUACUGAGACACAUCCAUUCCUUUGCUAUGAGAACAAGCUGGUUCUGAUCCGUGAGAAUAAGACCUGGAGGGAGGCUCUCGACUACUGCAAGGGGCGUAACAUGGAGCUGGUGUCGGCCUCCUCCUCGGAUGUCCAGGGCUGGAUGAGGGAGGUGAGCAGGGGGGCCACCAAGGCCCACGUGUGGAUGGGCCUGUCCUUCUUGUGCCCCAUGGAGCUCUGGUUCUGGAUCAGUGGGGUGACGGUGUGCGGCGACGACUGGGCCCACGGGAACGGCACCGGGAGGAACGAGUGUGGCCGGGCGGGCGCCCUGCAGUCAGGAGGCGACAGGAAGUGGGUCAGCCGCCCCAUGACCGAGAAGCUCAACUUCAUCUGCAGCUCCCUUUAUUAAGGGUCCACAUUUACCAGAUGCCAACACUCAUCUUAUCUGUGAUGGAUCAGCCAUUUGCAUGCUGUGGUUUGCUGCACAUUUAUAUUCUCUAUUUGUUUUAAUCAUUCCAUCUUGUGAUUGGUAUAUAUAUCCCAUAUAUAUGAAGAGCUCUUUUCCAAAACGCUAUAACCUCCAUUUUGAUGCAUUUUAACAUAUUUUUAUUCUUCUUCUUUUUUUUCAAAGUGAUUUCAGUGGAACUGUAAUUGGGUAACUGUUAUUUGAUUUUACUUUACUCAAUCAAAAACAACACAACUGCACUUUUACCUGAGAUACAAAAUGAAAUAACAUGACUAAUUUCUGUUUUUCAAAAACAGAUUUAUAGUGUUUUGGAAAGGAGCUCUUCAGAUGUUGUCACGCCAUUUGUUCUGCCUUGACUGUCAACACGGACAUCCUACAUGUAUAUUGCCGAUGUGUUUUAUUUAUUGGGUGAUGGGGCUUUGUUGGUUAUAUGAUAUGCUUUAUUUUUCAUCUACCAGUUAAUAUUUCAGAAGCAGGUCAAGAUGGGUUACAUUAGUGGGAGUGACUUUGUUAAUUUAAUAGCAAUUAAUUAAGAAAUGUAACUAUGACAUUUAGUUUGUAUCAUUUGAAAAUGUAGUUAUUUAGUGUUUUGGGUUAUUGUGAAAUAAUAAUAAGGGGCUCUGUAUUACAAGAUCACUGUGAAAUAUCAU
Sardina pilchardus (European sardine) is the source of this 1945-nucleotide messenger RNA. RefSeq names its product macrophage mannose receptor 1-like. Bases 108 to 1238 code for a protein of 376 amino acids. The transcript has 6 exons. The record is from RefSeq and is a predicted model, not a curated record. Lineage: Eukaryota; Metazoa; Chordata; Actinopteri; Clupeiformes; Clupeidae.